AUGAGUAAAAUGAACUCAUUCGAUUCUGUUUUUAAUACAAUAAAAAAUCGUAAUAAUAGUAAACUAAUACGUACAUUAUCGACAAAAAAUGAUGAUUGCAUUGAUAUCAGUUUAGUUGUUAAUGAACUUUCAGAGUAUUCAUGGUAUCAUGGUUUAUAUCCAAGAGAUGAAAUAUCUGAAUUAUUAGAAAAAGAUGGUGACUUUGCUGUACGAAGUUCUGAAGUAGAUGGUCAACGACACGUUAUAUGUACAGUUUUAUAUGGAACAGUAAAACAUAUAAAAAUAAGGUAUAGUGAAAAACAAUGGUUUUUUAAAACUUCAUUAAAAAUGAAUCAAAUAAAAACAUUGCUUGAUACUUAUAUUGAAUCUCAAAAACCAAUUAUGAGUGAUGGAACUGUCAUCAAACGUUAUAUAUCAAGAUUUCCAUUAUUUAUUCUUCAUGAGCAUGUUGUAAGGAACAAACAAAUAGGUAAAGGAAAUUUUGGAGAAGUAUUUUCAGGAACUUUUAAAACUGUUAAUGGAGAAAAUCGAAUUUGUGCGAUUAAAACACUAAAAACAGGAGGAAUCACAAAAAUACAUAGAGCACUUUUUUUUAAAGAAGCUAAAAUUAUGAAAACAUUUGAUCAUCCAAAUUGUAUAAAUCUUUAUGGUAUUGCAGCAAUGAAUGAACCCGUUAUGAUAAUAAUGGAAUUUGCUGAAAAUGGAGGAAUGCUUGAAUGGUUGAAGGAAAAUAAAAAUUGUGAAACAAAAAUUCUUUAUAAAUUUUCCUAUAAUAUUGCAUGUGGUUUGGAGUACCUACAUUCUAAAAACAUAAUUCAUCGAGAUAUAGCAGCAAGAAAUUGCUUACUAGGAAAACAUAAUGUGGCUAAAAUUAGUGAUUUUGGAUUAUCAGUUAUUAAUGAAAGUAAGGUAAAACUUAAUAAAAAAAUGAAUAUUCCACUUAGACAUAUUCCUCCUGAAGCAAUACGUCAAGAAGAAUAUACAAAAGAAUCUGAUGUAUGGGCAUAUGGGGUUACAGUGUGGGAAAUAAUGAAUCGUUGUUCAGUUUUACCAUAUAAUGGUUUAACAUUCCCCCAAAUAAUGAAAGCGAUAUUGUCUGGGACACGCCAUUUGGAAGUAAAUGAUGAAUCACCAGCAAUUGUUAAAAGUAUAUUUGUAAAGUGUCUUGAACAAAAACCUUGCGAUCGUAUAACUUUCGGGGAAAUUGUUCAAUCAAUGAAAAACGAUUUUAAUUCUGAUUAA
Strongyloides ratti is the source of this 1242-nucleotide messenger RNA. RefSeq names its product Tyrosine-protein kinase Fps85D. Lineage: Eukaryota; Metazoa; Nematoda; Chromadorea; Rhabditida; Strongyloididae. Gene Ontology annotation, molecular function: protein tyrosine kinase activity; ATP binding. Gene Ontology annotation, biological process: protein phosphorylation. The transcript has a single exon. The record is from RefSeq and is a predicted model, not a curated record. Bases 1 to 1242 code for a protein of 413 amino acids.